This is a messenger RNA of Lactuca saligna, 1746 nucleotides long. The record is from the annotation of a GenBank genome assembly. Lineage: Eukaryota; Viridiplantae; Streptophyta; Magnoliopsida; Asterales; Asteraceae.
AUGGAGGAUUGGCACAACAUUAACUCCGGUCGGUCGGUAGUAAUGAGUUUUGCUUUGGAAUUGCAACUGAACGGUGCUACAUGCAGAAACAAUAAACUUGAGAUUAACGUUGCAAGGCAUGGACGGAAAACACUUCCAUUACCUUCUGGGAAAAUAAACCAGAACCCAAGAAAUGCCGAGCCCCUGGGACAAAAUACCGGUAUCCAUGGAGGCGGAUUUACCGACCACAUAACAUAUGCUCAGGUCACUGGUCACUCCAAAUCAAGGCAGCCCAAUAAUAACAUUCACCAAACAUCUGCUCCGAUCCGCUUACACACCGACGACGGCAUGGACCGAUGGCUCACUAAAUCCACCCUCAUUGGCGAAGCUAAAUCCCUGGAACUCCUUGGUCAUAUGCCAACUCUCAUCUCCAUCCACAGUGAACACCGCCCUUCAAUCAAAUACCUCGGUGGGAUGCUUGCUCUAAUCAGCUUUGAUUCCACAGUUGCUGCAAGAGAAUUCCAAGAAAAUGAGGGGAACUGGAAAGAUACAUUCAAAUGGAUGAAGAUGGGAUCCACUGCAGUCACAAAAUCCAAACGGAUAAUAUGGAUCAGGAUAGUUGGACCCCCCAUCCGACUAUGGAAUAACUCCAACUUCUCUGCUAUUGUGGGGAAGUUCGGAAAAAUAGUGGUGCCAAUAGACCAUAUCACUAGUCGAGUUGACCUCUCUGUGGUGAAGUUAGCUAUUCUCACAGACAAAUUAACAAAAAUCAAUGAGGAGAUUCAGGUGGAAGCUGAUGGCCGAUCUUUUCACGUUGGAAUCGUUGAAUACGAAGAUGAACCAUGGUUCCCGUUCAAGUUUGACAACGAAGAACAUCCAUAUGAAGAUCAGGUGUUGGAUGAUAAAACUGAAAACGAGUCUAUGGUAAGUGAGUCAAAUAAUUGGAACUCCAUUGAAGAAGAUGAAGGUGUAUCUGCAACUUGGAUCAAUGACAUGGAGGAGGGGGAAAUCAUUCAGGAUGGGAACCCUAACUCUCCAACAUACCAUACCGCAGAAAAGACUAAUGAAGGCGGUGAUGACCCAACAAUGUCAUGCACAGUGGUCGGAGAUGACACGGAACAUCACCAGAGAACAACAUCGGCGACGAAAACCAAUGAGUCCGGUGAAGAAAGACCGAUUCUCGAGAAAGGGGUCUAUGAAGCGACACUCAAUUUCCAAGACAAUUCAAAAGAUAACGGUAAGACGGAUCGGGUUGCCGCCCUAGAUAAUCAGACGAACCCAAUACCCUCGGAUCUUCAGAGUUUGGGCCCAAUGAAAAUUGUUAACUUCCCAACUUCAUUAGCCCAAUCUGGGUGCUUUGGCCCUUUUCCCUCUUUUAAAUAUACUCCUCCUUCAGUCGGUCAACAUAGUUUUGAUAAUGGUCAUGUCCGCUCUUCUUUAAAGAGACGCCGCUUACAGCGCUCUCCCCCUAGCGAACUCACAAAUUCGAUCCCAAGAACCACCCUAUUUCAAGCCACUGAAAGAAGUCGACCUCCCCCCAUCAUCAUAUCCACCACCACCACAGAUGACCCAACUCAGAUCCCUCAACCUAGCACCGGCCAAAACAUCGAUGUACAGACUCAUGAAUUAACCGACCUAGUAGUGGAAUCAACAAAAAUUGAAGCGACAGCUGCAGUGGGUUCCCUAAUUGGGUUCGAGAUUGAACCUAAUAAUUGUAUCCUAGCUGAAAUUCUUGGAGUAUCAGGUGAGCACAAUGUUCCCCAAUGA